Molecule: messenger RNA, 348 nt
Organism: Rhizophagus irregularis DAOM 181602=DAOM 197198
Lineage: Eukaryota; Fungi; Glomeromycota; Glomeromycetes; Glomerales; Glomeraceae
Source: RefSeq, a predicted model, not a curated record
GACCUUACGAAAGCUAAGGAAGAAAAAGAAGAUCUUCAAGAAAAAUUUGAAAACUUGCUGGAAAUGGGGACUCAUAAAAAUCUUGAUACUGAGUUCCAUAAUAAAAUCUGGGCUGAAGAGCAGCGAAAAUUAUGGGAAGCCCAAAAAUUAAUCAUUGAUCAGCGACGAACAAUAGAAGGUCUUGAAGAAGGAGUUUGUCAAUUAAUUUCACAUAAUAUAAGCUUGCAGAGUAGUAGAGGUCGUGCUGAAGCAGCAUUUGAAGAAGCAAAACAAAUGCUUUUUGAGGAAUGUAAUAUAAUUUUGUCAAACGGUUCUACUUCUAAUCCUAAUUAUGAAGAAGUUGAUUAA